UAUCGCAUCGCCUCGCAAGACCGUGGCAGUUCCAUGCAAAAUUAUGGAAUCUACUUGCAGAACUAUGGAAUCUCCAUCUAAACCUAAGAAAUCUCCUGCAAAGAAGAUGAAAUUAAGCAAUGAACCGUCUCCGCCAAAGAGAGGCCUUUGUCCACCUCUUGUAGUUAUUUUAGAGGAUGUGGAAAGUUUUCCUGCAAAUAUUCUUCAUGACCUCAUCCUUAUCUGUAGUGGACAUCGGUGUAGUUUACCCAUUGUGUUUGUGUUCGGUGUGUCAACAACUCCUGCUGCUGUUCAUCGCAGUUUAUCACAAGAUGCCUCUGCUUGUGUUGCUAUGGAAACUUUUCAAGCUCAACCCUCCACUCAUUAUCUUAAUUAUGUCAUUGAAAAGGUUUUGAUGUCAGAAAAAGUGCCAUUCCAUGUUGGAGGAAGACCUUUUAAACUACUCCUAGAUAUUUUCCUCUACAAUGACCUCUCUGUUAAAAAUUUCAUUAAAGGGCUUAAACUAUGUAUGAUUCAACAUUUCCUUGGUAACUCAUCGGCCUUCUUAUGCUGUCCUGCCUCUGAAAGAGCUUCACGUAUAAAGGCCAUGCCACCAGCUCAGUUAGACGUCAUCCAUAAAUUACCGUCGUUCAGAUCCUACGUUGAAAGCCGUCCUCCAAAGGAACAAACAGCUCUUCUCCUUGAUGAAAAAACAUCCAAGGCUGCAGUGCGCACGCUGAUGAACGAACUGGACUCGUGGUAUGGUCGUUUCUGCUGCCUUGUUAAAGUGGUCCAUGCGCUCACAAGUUCACUACCAAGCACUCCUCUAGGUCGACAGGUAAGAGAGGUCUUAACAACCUGCUUGUCACAAAAUUUGGUUGAGACAGAAGAAUUCAAGGAAGCUGACAAGAUGCUAAGGCUUAUAUGGCUCGUGAAGAACUGCUUCCCAACUGAUUUUCACGUUUACAUUUUCUCCUCCACAGAAUGGCUACACAAAGAUGAAGAAUUAUCAGUGUUAUAUGACGAAUUAGCUGUAAUUUUAGGACGCUUGAAUAGUUUGGACCAGCUGGACCAAGUAAUUGAUAACUCGCCAUCUGAGGAACUGCCCCUCAACAUCCAAUCAUCUGACAGAUUUCAGUUAAAGGAGAAAUUACUUGAAAUUGCAAAGAAGAAAAACAAGAGACCAAAUGCUUAUGAGCUGCUACGUUCAGAAGUAUUACAACUGCUGUCAAAUGUUUUUGAACUACACUUACAACCUGUAAAUAAACAGCCGCUUCACGAGAUACUCUUCUUUGAAUCUUCGUCGUCAGUGAAGCAACAUCUGGUGGGCAUGCCAAGAGCUGCUCUCACUACAGCUUUGUCAAAUCCCCACCACUACUUACAGUGUGAGUGUUGUCAGCUGGAGGACCCGUCAAGUGUGGUGACAACCUUACCAGACGUCAGCGUGGUCUACAAGCUUCACUUGGAGUGUGGGCGCCUCAUCAAUUUGUAUGACUGGCUUCAGGCCUAUAUUUCAGUGGCUGAUCCAGAGGAAGAUACAUCCAGCAAGAAUGCAAUAGAUCAGAGACUUCAAGCACGGUUUGUUCAGGCUGUGUCUGAAAUGCAGUUUUUAGGCUUUGUUAAAGCAACUAGUCGCAAAACUGAUCAUGUGGCCAGGCUGACGUGGGGCGGGUGCUAAUAUCACGAAUGCCUUAAACAUCAUGCGACGAAGACACCUCUAACAACAAAUGUCAUUUAUUUAACCAGUAUAUUAUUAUGCAAUGGUUAAAUCAAACAAUUGUCAAGAUUCCUAAAGUAAUUAUUAAUUUUUGUUUGAUUAUAUUUUUCAAUACAAUUUUAUGAAUUCUAUGAUUAAGAAAUCAAUAAAUGUUAAAAUAUUUUUUAAUAAAACAGCAUCUGUAUUUCUUAAUAAAAUUUUACCCAAU
Molecule: messenger RNA, 1904 nt
Organism: Procambarus clarkii (red swamp crayfish)
Lineage: Eukaryota; Metazoa; Arthropoda; Malacostraca; Decapoda; Cambaridae
Source: RefSeq, a predicted model, not a curated record